Messenger RNA from Geodia barretti, 696 nucleotides. The record is from the annotation of a GenBank genome assembly. NCBI's taxonomy places the organism in Eukaryota, Metazoa, Porifera, Demospongiae, Tetractinellida, Geodiidae.
AUGGCGAUCGUCGUCGAACUCGGCGACGCAAUCAGCCCACAGAUAAACCGCAAGGUGCGCAGCCUCACCGACGCCCUGGAACAAGGUGGCAUCCCGGGCGUAUUCGAUUUUCUGCCGACCUACCGCUCCGUCCUCGUGUACUACGACCCGCUCCAGAUUUCAUCGUCAGAUGUGCAGGAAGGCAUCGAGCGCCUCCUUGAAAUUACCGAGGAAGCAGACACUGGCGAGCGUCACAUCGUGCAUCUACCCACACUGUACGGCGGCGAAAUGGGCGCCGACAUCGAAUUCGUGGCGCAGCACACCGGCAUCAACGAGCAGGAACUUAUCAGAAUCCACUCCGGCACCGACUACCUCGUCUAUAUGAUGGGCUUCAGCCCCGGCUUCGCCUACCUCGGCGGUCUCGACGAGCGCCUCGCAACACCUCGCCUUCAGUCGCCCCGCACCGAGAUUCCCGCGGGCGCUGUGGGCAUAGCCGAGACCCAGACCGGCGUUUACCCGAUGGCAAGCCCCGGCGGCUGGCAGCUCAUAGGCAGGACCCCGCUCAAGCUGUUCGACCCAACGCGCGAGCGUCCCGUCUUGCUCAGCGCUGGCGAUUAUGUGCGCUUCGUGCCUCUCGCCUCGCGGGACGAAUAUGACGCAAUCCUGCAGCAGGUUGAGUCCGGAGAAUAUCAGGCGACUGAAGAAUACUUGAAAUGA